GGGGCGAUGAGCCAGGCAUUGUGGUGGAGUGGUCUAGCUGGGCCUGCCCAGCCUUGCAAACUGUGGAGCGGACUUGCACGUUGACUGUGAGACUGAGAAGCUGCGGGACAUCCUGGAGGAGCCGCGUGCUGUGUUCUCUGGAAUGAGGGGCAGUCCUCGGAGCGCAGCUGGUGGUGACCCUGCUCGCUGCCACUCUCAUGCACAGGCUGGCACCGCACUGCUCCUUUGCACGCUGGCUGCUCUGCAACGGCAGCCUCUUCAGAUACAAGCACCCUUCGGAGGAAGAGCUCCGGGCCCUGGCAGGGAAGCAGAGGCCCAGAGGCAGGAGGGAGCGGUGGGCCAAUGGCUAUAGUGAAGAGAAGACUCUGUGUGUCCCCCGAGAUGCCCCUUUCCAGCUGGAGACCUGCCCCCUCACAGUUGUGGAUGCCCUCGUCCUGCGCUUCUUCCUGGAAUACCAGUGGUUCGUGGACUUUGCCGUGUACUCGGGUGGUGUGUACCUCUUCACAGAGGCCUAUUACUAUGUUUUGGGCCCGGCCAGGGAGACCAACAUAGCUGUGUUUUGGUGUCUGCUUACCAUCGCCUUCUCUGUCAAGGUGUUCCUGACAGUGACUCGGCUGUACUUCGGCGCUGAGGGGGGCGGCGAGCGCUCAGUCUGCCUCACCUUCGCCUUCCUCUUCCUGCUCCUGGCCAUGCUGGUGCAGGUGGUGCCGGAGGAGACCCUUGAGCUAGGCCUGGAGCCAGGCCUGGCCAGUGUGACCCAGAACUUGGAGCCACUUCUGAAGACACAGGGCUGGGACUGGGUGCUUCCUCUGGUCAAGCUGGCCAUCCGCGUGGGGCUGGCGCUCCUAGGCUCCACGCUGGGCGCCUUCCUCACCUUCCCAGGCCUGCGGCUGGCUCAGACCCACCGAGAUGCACUGACCAUGUCAGAUGACAGGCCCUUGCUGCAGCUUCUCCUGCACAUGAGCUUCCUGUCACCCCUGUUCAUCCUGUGGCUCUGGACCAAGCCCAUUGCACGCAACUUCCUGCGUCAGGCACCCAUUGGGCGCACAUCUGUCUCCCUGCUGUCAGACUCGGCCUUUGACUCACUGCGCCUCUGGGUGCUGGUGGCACUGUGCCUGCUGCGGCUGGCAGUGACCCGGCCCCACCUGCAGGCCUACCUGUGCCUGGCCAAGGGCCGCGUGGAGCAGCUGCGGCGGGAGGCUGGCUGCAUCGAGGCCUGCGAGAUCCAGCGGCGGGUGGUACGGGUCUACUGCUACCUGACGGUGGUGAGCCUGCAGUACCUGACGCCGGUCAUCCUCACCCUCAACUGCACGCUUCUGCUCAAGACGUUGGGGGGCUACUCUUGGGGCCUGGGCCCGGCCCUCCCACUAUCCCCAGUGCCGACAGCGGCCCGAGGUGGCCCAGUGGGCCCCCAGGAGGACGAGGCCCAGCAGGCGGCGGCCCGGAUCACCGGGGCCCUGGGUGGCCUGCUCACGCCCCUCUUCCUCCGUGGCGUCCUGGCCUUCCUCACCUGGUGGACUGCGGCCUGCCAGCUGCUUUCCAGCCUCUUCGGCCUCUACUUCCACCAGCACCUGGCAGGCUCCUAGCCCCUCGAAGACACUUCUGGGGCCCCAUGCUCACCCCCCUGUGUGUGCCUCAACAUCCCCAGGUGCAAGUGGGCCUGGGAGUCCCCGCUGUGCUCGCCUCUUCACUGCAGUGCCUGCGCAGGCUCUCCUUGGACCCUGAGCUUCUGCCUCAAAACUAUAUCCUGAUACGGGGCCAGAGGGUCCCACGGCCAUUGUUCCUGGAUUGCGUGUGGACAUUCAUGUUUGACAGCAGAGCAAGGGGCCCCUCUUCUGCAUAACGGGAAGCAUUUUACAAAAAGGGAAACACAGGGAGAUGGGGGGGUGGGGAGCCCGCAUGCCGGGCCAGGCGACAGCGGCUUCUGCCCUCUGCUGCAGGUACACGGGACCGCUCUCCUGGAAAGGUCACACACAGGCAGUGGGCACAUUGCUGAGGCCACAGUGACCCAGGGGAAAGAGAAUGAGGGGCCUUCUUUGACUCCAGAUUUUUCCUGUCACUGUGGCCGCAGUAGGAGCCGUGCGUGCGUGCGUGCGUGCGUGCGUGCGUGCGUAAAAGAACAUAUGUAUGGCUAGAAAGCCAAAAUUCAACUGAGUAAAUUUUAAUGAUUUUAAUUGGCUUCAUUCAAUGACUCCUGAAUCAGGCAGCA
Pteronotus mesoamericanus is the source of this 2209-nucleotide messenger RNA. RefSeq names its product transmembrane protein 161A (gene TMEM161A). The coding region runs from base 198 to 1586 and encodes 462 amino acids. The record is from RefSeq and is a predicted model, not a curated record. The transcript has 12 exons. Lineage: Eukaryota; Metazoa; Chordata; Mammalia; Chiroptera; Mormoopidae.